AUGAACGAACUCAAAACCUGCAUUGUGGAUGGAACAAAUUGUUCGAAGCAAUUAAAGUUCGGCGUGGAACGCAUACUGUCCGAUGAAAUUUCUUCGAAGAAAACAGAUGUGCUCAGGCCACUUCCGGUGCAAUUUUCCACCGUGCGGUGCCUCUGUCCCGGAGGUUGCGUCAGGUGCGAAGGCCUUCGAAUUUGCCCCAGACCUAUAUACGGGCAAACUACGAUUCUUGGCAAUUAUGGCAACACGAAUCACGCAGGCGGAAUAAUCGAAAAUUAUGGAAACAUUUAUCGGCCAGCUCCUCUACGACCUGUCCCUCGAGCGCCGAUAACUUCCACGACGACGCCGACGAGCCAACCGGAACCCAACGCGAGAAGAAAACGAUCCUGGUCGAGGGCCGUGUUCAGCUCUUUACAGAGGAAAGGGUUGGAGAGGAGAUUUUCGUUGCAGAAAUAUAUAACCAAACCGGACAGGAGGCAGCUGGCGGCGACCCUUGGCCUAACCGACGCGCAGGUAAAGGUUUGGUUUCAAAAUCGACGAAUGAAGUGGCGGCACACGAAGGAAAGCGAGAACGCCGCUACGACGAAUCUCGAUACGCAGAAGGACUUGUCUAGGAAAUUAGGUAAGGACAAUUCGAGGAACGCGACGACGGAGAAGACUGCCUCGGAGAACGAAGAGGACGUCGAGAUCGAAGUCGACGUGUGA
This is a messenger RNA of Colletes gigas, 702 nucleotides long. Its product is annotated as H2.0-like homeobox protein. Gene Ontology annotation, biological process: regulation of DNA-templated transcription. The record is from RefSeq and is a predicted model, not a curated record. Gene Ontology annotation, molecular function: DNA-binding transcription factor activity, RNA polymerase II-specific; sequence-specific DNA binding. Lineage: Eukaryota; Metazoa; Arthropoda; Insecta; Hymenoptera; Colletidae. The transcript is spliced from 4 exons. The coding region runs from base 1 to 702 and encodes 233 amino acids.